Penicillium lagena is the source of this 1458-nucleotide messenger RNA. Its product is annotated as choline-phosphate cytidylyltransferase. NCBI's taxonomy places the organism in Eukaryota, Fungi, Ascomycota, Eurotiomycetes, Eurotiales, Aspergillaceae. The transcript has 4 exons. Gene Ontology annotation, molecular function: phosphatidylcholine binding; choline-phosphate cytidylyltransferase activity. Gene Ontology annotation, cellular component: nuclear envelope. The record is from RefSeq and is a predicted model, not a curated record. Bases 1 to 1458 code for a protein of 485 amino acids. Gene Ontology annotation, biological process: CDP-choline pathway.
AUGCCGUCCCCCCGGUCUCCCUCCGCCAAGCGCAAGCGCAGCGGCUCGCAGCACACGCCCGCCCAACAAAAGCCUCAUCUAUCGGCGACCGAGCUGCAACCCUCCUCGCGCGACGCGUCUGGCGAAGAAGGCGGCGAGGAUUCCACCGGCCCAGCCAAUGCCCCCCCUCCGACCACAAUGGGGACUAAACACAAGAAACAGCAACCCUCGACAUCGGGGGAUGCGGUGCCGCCAUCGAAACGUGCCCGCAAGAGCUCCGGGGACGCGAGCCUCCAAUCCUCUUCCACUGCGAUGCCCAACGGCGACGCCCAGAUCCACAAGGAGGAUCCCGGCGAGCCGUCAGAGACCACCGUGGCCAGCAGCGACAUUGAGAACCAGCCAAGGGCUCGGCCCGGGUUGCACAUCAAGAUGCCGACUGAGCAGGAGGCUAUCGAACCGCCGCUGCGUGCAGGGUUGCAGGACCCUGUGGGAUACCACACCAACCCGCCGCCGACGGGUCGACCAGUGCGGGUGUAUGCGGACGGAGUGUUUGAUCUGUUUCAUCUGGGUCAUAUGAGACAAUUGGAACAGGCGAAGAAGGCUUUCCCCGAGGUUUACCUCAUUGUCGGUGUCACGGGCGAUGGGGAGACACACAUGCGCAAGGGUCUGACGGUUCUCAGCGGUGCAGAGCGUGCCGAGACCGUCCGGCAUUGCAAAUGGGUGGAUGAGGUGAUUCCCAACUGCCCGUGGGUUGUGACGCCGGAUUUCCUGUCCGAGCACAAGAUCGACUACGUCGCCCACGAUGACCUGCCCUACCAAGCCGCUGAGGGUGAUGAUAUCUACGAGCCUAUCAAGGCCCAGGGCAAGUUCCUGGUGACCCAGAGAACGGAGGGAGUCAGCACCACGGGCAUCAUCACUCGGAUCGUCCGAGACUACGACCAGUACAUCUCCCGCCAAUUCAAGCGCGGUGCAUCCCGUCAAGAGCUGAACGUCUCGUGGCUGAAGAAGAACGAGCUCGAGAUCAAACGCCAUGUGACAGAGAUCCGCGACAACAUCCGCACCAACUGGACCAUGACUGGCCAGGAACUGGGCCGCGAAUUGCGCCAGAUCUGGCAGAACAGCCGGCCCGGCAGCCCCGCGCCCAGUGCACGCACCAGCAUGGACUUCGGCAAUGGCCGCGGUCCCCUCACCAGUCCCACGGGCGGCAGCAAGUCCCAUCUCUCGCGCGUGGAAGCCCUGAACCGCCCAGACAGCCCGAUGGGCUCGCCGCGGAACGAGGACUUCGCGACGGGGUACAGCUUGGGUUUGAUUGGGGGCGUACGAGCAUGGAUGAUGCGCAGCCGCCAGUCGCUUCAGGAACCCCAGAGUCACCCUCACUCGCCGACCGAUGAAGACGACGGCGAUUCUGAGCCCACCAACGGCUUCGACGAAGAAAUCCGCGGCCGCACUGGUGGCACCGGAGUCUCUGCGUCGCAGUAG